GAAUGUACGCAUAUCGACGCCCGACAACAGAAAGCUACAAAAUGGGCAGAAUCAUCAUUACCGGCGGCUCCGGCAAGGUUGGCCAGUACACAAUCCCUGUCCUCCUGGCUCAAGGCCAUACCAUCCUAAAUCUCGACAUCGCCCCUCUCCCUCCCCAUCUCUCGCAAAAGGUCCACACCCUUCAUGUCGACCUUACAGACAGCGGCCAGGUACACAGCGCCCUAACCUCUCGCUUUCAGCUAACCUCUCCUUUCCACUCCCCUCUAAACCAGAUCCCUGAUGCGGUCAUCCACCUCGCCGGCAUCCCGCGCAACAUGAUCGUGCCCGAUGGGGAGACUUUCCGGGUGAACACGCAAGCGGGCUAUAAUGUCAUUGAAGCAGCGUGCCGUCUGGGCGUGAAGAAAAUCAUCAUUGCGAGUACCGUCUGCGUUUACGGACCACCGUAUGCAGAGGGUGCCAUGGAGUACGCCUCAUUCCCAGUUGAUGAGGAAGCUGAUAAAACCCCGAUGGAUACCUAUGCCAUCUCCAAGCUUUGUGUUGAAGAGACGGCGCGGGGAUUUGCAAGCCGGUUUGCACAGGCGGGGGUCGAUAUAUACGUACUACGGCUGGCAGCCGUGAUUGCGCCGGAUGAAUAUGAGCAGUUCUUUCUGCAGUGGAAGGCGGACCCGGCGGAUGUGAAGGCGGUUGGAUGGAGUUAUACUGACGCGCGGGACUUUGGACAGAUGUGCCAUCUCGCAGUCGUGCGGGAUGGACUGGGGUAUCAGGUCUUCAACGCGACAAAUGACGAGAUUACGGUUGAGACUGAGACGACGGAAGCGUUCUUAAAGAAGAACGCCCCUGGGGUGGUUUUCACCAGAGAGAUGGAGGGAAGAGAGGCGCCGCUGACGAACCGGAAGAUGAAGGAGAUGCUGGGGUUUCGACAGGAGCAUCCAUGGCAGAAAUACUUUGCUUCUGUCUAGUCCUAUUUUGUCUUGGCAAUGGGUAUAUUUGCAAUCACAUUUGACUUGGUAUAUCUUUAUCCUCAAUGCUUGUUUUGUGGUGUCUUAAUGUUAUAUGUCUACAUAUCUGUAAGUGGCUGAGUGUUCUGCUGCUGUUAAGGACAAGAUCUACAUAAAAAUAGGCGAGAUGGGUAGCGGGACAAGCAGGAGAAGGUCCAACUAGGCAGGGUUCACCAUGCAAGCCAAGCCAACCUGUACCCAU
Messenger RNA from Aspergillus versicolor CBS 583.65, 1200 nucleotides. RefSeq names its product NAD-dependent epimerase/dehydratase family protein. Lineage: Eukaryota; Fungi; Ascomycota; Eurotiomycetes; Eurotiales; Aspergillaceae. The record is from RefSeq and is a predicted model, not a curated record. The transcript has a single exon. The coding region runs from base 42 to 959 and encodes 305 amino acids.